Messenger RNA from Danio aesculapii, 3064 nucleotides. RefSeq names its product SPT20 homolog, SAGA complex component (gene supt20h). The transcript is spliced from 24 exons. Gene Ontology annotation, cellular component: SAGA complex. The coding region runs from base 95 to 2563 and encodes 822 amino acids. Gene Ontology annotation, biological process: regulation of transcription by RNA polymerase II. NCBI's taxonomy places the organism in Eukaryota, Metazoa, Chordata, Actinopteri, Cypriniformes, Danionidae. The record is from RefSeq and is a predicted model, not a curated record. Gene Ontology annotation, molecular function: transcription coregulator activity.
CUGGAACAAAAUGGCUGCUGGCUUGAAUGGUGUGUUUGUGGAGGUGACAGUGCUGGUGUAACACAACAUCGCCUCCUGUCACACAGCAAGCACAAUGCAACAAGUCCUAGAAUAUGCAUUGGAUCGGGCUGAGUACAUUGUAGAAAGUGCUCGUCAGCGACCAGCGAAGAGGCGAGUGUCCUCCAGCGGAAGGAAAUCCUUAUAUCAGAAACUUUAUGAAUUGUACAUUGAAGAGUGUGAAAAAGAACCAGAGUUGAAGAAACUGAGGAGAAAUGUGAAUCUACUACAGAAACUGGUCUCACAGGAGUCCGUCUCGUGUCUGGUGGUCAAUCUGUACCCUGGCAAUGAAGGAUACUCGCUUAUGCUUAGAGGAAAAAACGGAUCUGAUUCAGAAACGAUUCGGCUUCGCUAUGAAGAGGGUGAAUUACUGGAUUACCUGGAUGCAGAGGAACUGCCGCCCAUCCUUGUAGACCUUCUGGAAAAAUCACAGGUGAAUAUUUUCCACUGUGGCUGUGUGAUAGCCGAGGUCAGAGACUACAGACAGUCCGGAAACACAAAGAUGCCCACAUACCAGAGCCGGCACAUCCUGCUGAGACCCACUAUGCAGACUCUGAUCUGCGACGUUCACGCCAUGACAAGUGACCACAAGUGGACGCAGGAUGAUAAACUUCAACUGGAGAGUCAGUUGAUUCUGGCUACAGCAGAGCCUCUGUGUCUCGACCCCUCCAUCUCUGUCAGCUGCACCACCAACCGUCUGCUCUACAACAAGCAGAAGAUGAACACGCGCUCCAUGAAACGGUGUUUUAGGAGACAUUCGCGAGCAGCUCUGAACAGACAGCAGGAGAUUAUGAGCCACUGUCCUGCACUGCCGCAGCUUCGACUGCUGGAUUACCUGCAGAGGAGGAAAGAGAGGAAACCUGCUCCCUCCAUAGACCUGAAGAUCUCCAAAGCUGGAAACUGUGUGGACAUGUGGAAACAAAGCAGUUGUCAGCUGACCGCCCCUGCAGAAAUCGACGUGGAAAAAUACGCAGUGGCAGAAAACGCUGCCAAACUCGAUGACACUCAGCCUACUGUUUGGCCUGCGCAGGACGUAAGGGACGACUACACUUUCGAGUGUGAAAUGGGAGGCCAACUGCAAAGAACAAAAGUCACAAUCUUCCAGUCAAUGGGAGACCCAUUGGUCUACGGAAAAAUCUACAGCGCCAAAGACUCCAAAUUAGAGGAGGACGUCACAGACCUGCACCUCAUUCACCCACCAUUCCUCAUAGGUUCAAAGACAGAUGCUGAUCGGUUUCUGAUGCAGUAUAAAGAGGUGUAUGAACGAGACGUCAAGUGUCAGGUCAAGAUGUUGCACAACUCCCAGAGUCAACUCUCGCCCUCCAGAGAGAACGAGACUGAUAGUUUCUCUGCUCUGGUCCAGUCUUCGGUUUUAGGAAAAGGUGUCAAACACAGACCUCCUCCUAUCAAACUGCCAGCCGGCUCAGCCUGCGCCUCCUCAGGUAACCCAUACAGUACACAGGCCUCCAGUGGACAUCUGAAGUGCCCGACACCUCCACCCUCAAAGAAUCAGUCGCUCUCCCGGAAACACUCCAUAGAGCUCGGCCUGCUGUCUCCUGCUGCUCUCUCGCCAAUGCAGAGAUCAGGUACUCCCAAGCCUUCCACGCCCACCCCCACAAACACACCUUGUUCAACGCCACACCCUGCCGAUGUUCAGAGUGCCACGCCCUCCGUCACGCCCACCCCGCAGGACCCCACUCUUCCACAGCCGCCUACGCUGCUAACGCCCUUUGCCCAGCAGCAGAUGACUCUGCCCGUCAUGACCAUCCCCCUGCCCACGUCUAGCACCACGUCUUCACAAGUCAUGACCAACCCUGCGGGGCUCAACUUCAUCAACGUGGUGGGCUCAGUUUGCAGUCCGCAGACUCUGAUGAGCGGCUCUAAUUCGAUGCUGGGUUGUAGUCCUGGGACUCUGGCAUCUGGUAUCCCACUGAGUGGACUUUUACCUUCUGGCGGUCUCAUGUCUGGAGCUCUGCCUGCCAUGCAGCCUGCAGCUCCAGGAGGCGGGCCUUUCGGUCUGAACAGUAGCCCAGGACUCCGGCCGCUCAACCUCCUCCAGCUUCCUACGGGACCACUGAUAUUUAACUCACUACAGCAGCAGCAGUUUUCCCCUCAACAGCAAAGCAGUCAGUCAGCCACAUCCAGCCCACAGCAGCAGGGGGAGUCGGCUGACGGGGGUCUGACGGCAGAGCAGGGUCUGUCAGCGCAGCAGACGGCCGUCAUUAAUCUGACCGGCGUCGGAGGAUUCAUGUCUCCUCAAGCAGCAGUGCUGUCCCAGCUGGGUUGUGGUCUGGAGGGGUCCGGGCCCAGCCUACCGUCCCCGAGGCUCCAGCAACAGCACCAGCCACAGAUCCAAUUGCAAUUCUUGCAGCACCAAAUGCAACAGCAGCAAAUGGGUAUGGCAGUGGGGGCGGCGGCACAGGCAGCUCUGCCACGUCCACAUUCCGCCAACCAGCCAAAAAGUAAACGGAAGCGCAGCACGCCGCAGCCCCUCUCCAAAUCAUGACCUCGGCCCCGCCCACAACCUGGAUGUCAACAAACGGCACUGUGCUCCAUCUGCAGCAUUUCACAGACUGAUUGCAGCUUUUGACUGGACUUUUUUUUUUUUACAUUACAUCAAUAGGAGUGCAGGAAUUUCCCGUCUGACCUCCCUCAGCCCAGAUGAAUAGAUGUACUCGCAGCGAUGAUAUUUUUUAGAACAGGCGGACAGUAUUACAGUAUUUUUAAAAGAAAUACAAGAUUAUGAAAUGUAGGGUUCUCCAACAGCAUGCUGUGUUUAUUUUCCUUCCAAACGAAAGCCUGUUUGGCUGGACCCUACGCACACUAAGGGCCGUGCAGAUGUGCCUCAAUCACUUGUUGCUCAACUUUACCGUUACAAAGAUGAAAAAAAAACUCUUUCUCUCUCUACUGCUGGGGGUCCGAGCGAUAGAGCGCCUCGUCCCAGCAUGCAAGUACAUGUGCGGUUUUUAUACGGCACAUUUUAGAAAACUAUGGCAUUUUGUUAUAC